This is a messenger RNA of Ixodes scapularis (black-legged tick), 6151 nucleotides long. Its product is annotated as phosphatidylinositol 3,4,5-trisphosphate 3-phosphatase and dual-specificity protein phosphatase PTEN. Gene Ontology annotation, biological process: regulation of phosphatidylinositol 3-kinase/protein kinase B signal transduction; phosphatidylinositol 3-kinase/protein kinase B signal transduction; phosphatidylinositol dephosphorylation. Gene Ontology annotation, cellular component: nucleus; plasma membrane; cell projection. Lineage: Eukaryota; Metazoa; Arthropoda; Arachnida; Ixodida; Ixodidae. The coding region runs from base 390 to 1571 and encodes 393 amino acids. The record is from RefSeq and is a predicted model, not a curated record. The transcript has 12 exons. Gene Ontology annotation, molecular function: protein tyrosine phosphatase activity; phosphatidylinositol-3,4,5-trisphosphate 3-phosphatase activity.
UAGAUUCGACUUCUGAAAUAUAUAGUUAUUACGCCCUUAUUCUGGAAAAGAAAAGCGUUGAAAUCUUCUGGAUACGAGGAUAGGAACGCGAAUACCGUUGGGUGUUUCUGUUCUCGGGCUUACCCGGUAAUGUAUGAAAACAUGAAGCCAAAUGGCUGCCGCAUGAGAACCCCAUAAUUCCAUAUGAUUCCGGACGUAAGAGACCCAUGCAUUUGGACGAUUUGGUCUGGUUUUCUGACAGUUAUCGGCCGCCUCGGAACUGUUCUGUUAGCGUAGGAUGAUAACAACUUGGAGCUGACACGGUGGUGGCUGCCGAGAUCGCACCGUCGUUCGAGCAAACGUCUCGUCGGUGAAUUUUCGUCAUCGGAGCGCUUGUAUGGUGCUCUAAGAUGACCAUGACGGCGCGGCUCAAGCAAGUCGUGAGCAAGAACAAGAAGAGGUACCAGGAUGAAGACUUUGAUCUGGACUUGUCAUACAUCAGGGACAACAUUAUCGCGAUGGGCUUUCCGGCGGAGAAGUUGGAAGGCGUCUUCCGGAACCACGUGGACGACGUUCACAAGUUCCUGGAGAAGAAGCAUGGGGGGCACUACAAAAUCUACAACUUGUGCUCGGAGCGGCAGUACGAUGCCAAGAAGUUCGAGAACCGGGUGGCCGUGUACCCGUUCAAGGACCACAACCCGCCCAAGAUCGACCUCAUCAAGCCCUUCUGCGAGGACGUGGAGCGCUGGCUCUCGGAGCACCCGGACAACGUGGCCGUCAUCCACUGCAAGGCCGGCAAGGGGAGGACGGGCGUGAUGGUGUGCUCCUACCUGGUGCACAGCAAGAUCUUCAGCACGGCAAAAGACGCACUGUCCUUCUACAGCGAGAAAAGGACAAAGGAUCUCAAGGGAGUGACCAUCCCGAGCCAGCGGCGCUACGUGGAGUAUUACUCGGAACUAGUCAGGACCCGGGCACAGUACAACCCCCAGACGCUGGUCCUCAACAGCCUUGAGCUGGAGCCUGCACCCACCUUCAACGGGGGAACCUGCACGCCCUUCUUCAUGCUGUGGUCGGCGGGGGCCAAGAUGAGCAAGCUGUACUCGUCCCCCGUGAUAGACGUGCGCAAAGGCUUCUCGGGCCCCCUGCACUUCAGCAUGUCCUGCCCCAUCCCCCUUCAUGGGGACAUCAAGGUGGAGGUGUACAACAAGCCCAAGAUGAUGAAGAAGGAAAAGAUGUUCCAGUUCUGGUUCAACACGUUCUUCGUGCCUCCCUGUGGCGGGCAGGGCGACGUCCCUCACUCCAACGGGGUCGCCGGAGGGGCCGAACUCAGGGUGCACAAUGGGGACGAGGAGAGGCACAAGCUGGUCUUGUACAAGGAGGACCUGGACAAGGCCUACAAGGACACCCAGCACAGCAAGUUCAGCAGAGACUUCAAGGUGUCACUGCUCUUCGUGCCCCGGAGCCACCUGUCCCCCUCGGCGGCGGCGGGCGCGUGCGGGGACGACCCCGGCAGCGACCUGGACGGCCACGGCAGCGAGAGCGACACCACGGACGACGACGACUGGGAAAGCCAGGAGACGACCCACGUCUGAGGCCGGGAGACCGCGCCGGGAGUCCUUCUUGCGAGCGCCCUCCGUUCCGAGACGAGUACGAUCGGCCGCCGGAGAUCUCCGGGUGCCCCGUCUACCGCGCUCCUCCGCCUUCCCUUUUUCAUUUCCGCCUCGAAAGUCGGUAGCAAAGUUGGCAACUUUGCCAGCUCGGCUUUUGCGCUCCCUCACGAAGGAAAGAGCCUCCUUUUCCGUCGUUACGUACGAGUCUUUUUAGUUCCCCCGUGGGGAGACGGGACGAGUAACGAAGUUGGCGUUGUAUUCUCCUGGCGCCUCCUCGGAGAGCCACCGCGUGUGGCGGCUCUGGCUGCCGGAGCGUCCCGCUGCGAGGGGAGCGUGGAGUGCGGACGGGAGUCGGCCGUUGUGCGCCGACCCCCGACGGUGCUCCCAUCGAGGGUCUUUCCAAGGCACCGAGUUUGCGGCCGUCUUCUUCCUCGUGCUGCUUCUCCAUCCGAGCUGGACAUUCGUGACCGGAAACUGUAUCAACGUGAUCGAUGGAGGCGAGCGUUGGAUCUUCUAAAACUGCCGCUAGGUGCCGCCGGCAUCCCGUUGCCGGGGCGAUUCCCAGGACCAAAAGAGAGACUCCAGUGGCGCGCAUCUAGCACCUUUGCCCGGUGUCGUUACUCUCUCGGCUGGGGCUGCCACGACGGUGGCUCUAAUUCUUCCCCCUCUGUUGUUUUAAACAAUUUUUUAGUACAAUUUUACGAAGACUAGUCUACGAGUGUCGGUGACUUUUUUAACGAGAUGGCGCAUUUGCGUCUCUAUCCCGGAAACGAAAGGAGGGCUCUCAUUGCGUAUCACUUUCUUUAGAGAAGGGCUUGCCAAGGAACGAAGGGGCUGCGCCAAGGUGUCCUCGUAGGGGACGGAUGUCGCUGUUUUAGAGCGACGUCCCGCCGUUGAGAAGCUGUCGUUCUGUUCCCCCGUGUUUUGUGCGUUGAUCGUUGGCGACUUGUUUCGACGUGUGCCAUGAAAUUGGAGGCACUCGGUUUGUCACUCAUUGCAAAGGUACCUGAACCCGUUUUGUUGUCGUUCGUUGUACGCGCAGUUGCCGCCCUCUUUAUUUUAUUGCAGCGACAUUUUCUCCGUCGAAAAGGGCUCGGAAACGAAAAUGCGAGAACGUCGUUUUUUUCGCGCGUCGUCGCGAUGGCAGGUUUUUGCAGAGUUUCGGUCUUAGUUCGGCGAAAGUGACGGCGGUCGGCGGCCAUAUUUUAGGGACGGAGGGAGUCGCUCCGUUCGGCUAAAGAAAUGCGUCGCCGACGUGGCGUGCCCUGAGUGAAACCUCGGGAUGUUCGCGUGGUUCGAAUCAUUUGCUUUCAGUGCUUCGUCUUUCUUUCUUUUAUGUAAUAUAGUCGCGAGUUUCUGGCUAUUCUAAUUUUAGGUCAUCUUGAGAAGUUCUCGUUCUUUUUCGUGGCCACUAGUAGCUUUUGUGUUUUUCCGUCUGACAGCAAGAGCGACGCUGGCCGUGGGGACUGAGUGACAUACACAUAUACAUAUAUACAUAAAUAUUAUAUAUAAGCGUAUAUAUAUAUAUAUAUGUCGGCAUGCAUGUGCGUGUUUAUAUGUGCACUUGUAAAUAUAUUCUCGGAUGUUCUCUGAAUGCUUCGAUGUGAACGAGAUAGUAGGAAUGCUGGCUGCGUGAGAAACCUUGUACAUAGUGUAAUUGUACAUAGUCAUUGUUAAGUGUGCGGUUCUCUCGGAGGCUCCUCCUUGCUUUGUUUUCUACGUUGAGAAGCGAAUGACUUUUGAGAUAUGCACACGUUAAGAACACAACCUCGGGAACGGGUCUGCGACACAACUCUCGAGCCACGUUUGUUGAGAGAGCUUGCGCUGACGGUUGUGGAAAGUGAGAGAAGGGCUUCGAGCAGGUGUCGCGCGCACGUUUUUGGGUCGGCCUUUUCUCCGGGAGUGCAGGUGAUAUUUUCCCGGGCGGUGACUCUUUCAAAAUUCGGCAUGUGCAGUUUUUGCUUGGCGUCUCGGGUUCCUUUCCAUCAGUUCCACUCUAGCUCUAACUCCCGCUCGCUUUGUGGGUUUGGCUCCCUUUUCACUGCAACUCGCUCGCGAAGGCCGGAGCUUAGCCGUGCCACGAGGAUCAUUAGCGGCACUCCGUGAAUUGUUUCCUUCUCUAUGCGUCGCAAUGACAGAGGCACGCUCAAGGUUCUUGCCUUGUGUUUCCUUCCGUUCUCGCGACUGUUGUGGAGUGUCUGCACUUUUAGGACUAAUUGCGUGGCGCGAUCUGAGCCACUGCUCGGUUUAUAAGAACCCGCUUCCUCGCUCAGGCUUUCUCUUCAUUGUCACGGCCAUCGCUCUUCCUCGCAUGCAUUUCUGCGUGCGUUGGACGUGCGUUCUGGAAGCUCAAAUUUCCCAUAUGUUUUCUGUAAUGUCAAGUACUACCGUCGUCGACUCUACUUCUUUUUUUUUUCCGCGUGACUGUUUCUUUCUGCACGCAUUAUUUAUGCUUCUCUCGCAAGUUUUAAGCGUUGCUUUCGGGCUGACCCCGUAGCCUCCCUUUGUUCUCGCCCGUAACAUUGCCGCACAGUCUGGCCCUCCCGAAUUUUUACAGAGCGCUCGCGGGUCGUUUCUUCGUUUCGUCUCGUGACAAGAAAAUAAAAUGUUGCGAUGAGGAAUCCUCCGUGGCCCUCUCAAACAUUUUCCCGAGGGCCACGUGGGCGCGUCUCGACUAGAGAGUUAUUAGCGCCGUUUAACGACGCACUUACUUAGGAAUUUGUUGGUACACAAAUUGCUUUGUUUGCCGUCGGCAAGCACAUGCCUGCCCCCAUUGUUCUCUGGCAUAACACUACCAAAGCUUAGAGUUUCUGACGCGAGGCUACCUUAAGAACUACUUGCUUCGAUUCUUUUAAUAAUGCGCGUGGCAUUACUGUAUUCCAUUCACUUUAAGUCUGACUUCAGCCGACACUAUGAUUCGGAGAUCCAAUCUGCAGCACCGAGAGUGCAUCGUCGUGGCACUCGGCGUCUUCGUGCGUUUGCUGCCACCGGCUUAACCAAUUGUGCGCAGAAAAUGAUAACGGUGCAUUCACCGCGCGUCAUUGGUUUAGCCAGUGAUAACAGACGCACAAAGACGCGCCAUGGCACUUUUGGCACCGCUCGAUUGGCUCCAUUGAAUGGUAGUGCACUUAAUCUGAAUUGUAGUAUAAUUGAGGAAUGCCUCUUGGAAUGUGCCAAGAUGCUAUACACAGUUUGUUAUCGCGUCAUUUCUACCGAGCGGCUUUAAUUGCCGGAGGCCGGAUCCCACGAUGACGUCGCCGACCACGGAGUGGCACUGUGGCGGUGGCCACGUGGGCCUAAGAGCUGCCGUCGUCCGCUGGAACGGAGGACGAAGCCGCUGUUGUGUCGCGGUUGCUCGACCUACGGUGGCAGCGGGGGCGCUGCCCGGUCUGCGACGUCGUUCGGAAAUUCCGGUUCCCGGCAGUCUGCGAUCGAAGCCGCUUGAUAGAAAUAAUGCGAUAAUAGUCUUCACAGCUUGGCACAUUCUAUGUUGCGUUCUGUGGUCUGCUACGCCGUACUACGUACGUCAUCUAGAGUACAAAACACGAGCCAGAAAUGUUUGCCUCGGUUAAUUCGGCAUUUAUUCUAAGCUGUGCAGGCAAAAGCCUUGCCUUGCCUGGUCCGAAGCAAAUGGCGGGUAAUGUGGCACGAAGGGGCAAAGCCUACUUAAAGAAUGCCGAUCAAAACAGGAGUGUGGAACUUGAGUGGCCGCCCCCCGAGCAGUAUUUGUGAUUCACCCCUUCUUUGUCUGAAACUGGCCCCAAAACGUCCGUUGGGGCGUGUCUUGUCCAAGUGGCGGGCGCAAAGUUCGUUGAAGUGCUGGGGAUGAGCUUGCACCCUUUCUCGUACCUUAUGUCGUUCGGUUUAAUUUAUGUACCUCGAGUGUGCUUGUACAAAUGUUCAGUGACCUGCGUACAAAGUGUUUUUAUAUGUGGAGCAAUGUGAAAGUAACUACCGUGAGCCUCUUGUUAAGUUUGUGACAGUUUUGUUCUUGCCAGCUGAGGAGCCUUUUUUUUUAGAUAUUUUUAUUUUAAGGAAACAAAAAGUGCCUGCUUUUUCCGUUGCUCGCGAGGGUUUUGUUUCAGCGUGUGGUGCGAGCAAUGUGAUCCCACAUGAUGCUUGAUUCUGGCUCCUGUGCGACUCAAAGUUGUUUGGAAAAGGCUCGCUUUGCCCUAGCGUGCUCUGGGAGUGCCCAGAGCUGCUCGUAUGUCGUGGGGGGCAUAGUGGAGCUCAUUGGUGAUCCAUGCAGCUUUGACAUGUAAAUGUGCUUGUUGGUCGUGAGAUGCAUUGUUUUUCGCACACGCGCGUAGUUUCCACCAAACAGAUUUACAAAAGAAAAAAACCAACACAACCGAGAACUGUGAAUUAGGUGAAUGCAAAAAAAUGAAAGGCAAAAUGGAGAUUCUUGGAAUUUAUUUUUCGUCCGUGUGGUGGGUUUUUGUACUUACGUACCAGUGUUGUGAUAUCCUGUAUGAAUAUUUUUUUUUCUUCACGUUUAGCGUGCAUAAUACAGACAAGUCUGUGCCAAAAGCUUAUGUAAAUAAACAUUGUGCUCUUUUAAA